AUGGCUAAUCCAAACCAAGAUGGGGUUGCUGAAAUUCUACUCUCCCUGCAACAAAAUACUAGACCCAGAAAUUUCUUGGACAACAUUCAACCCUACAGCUCCAACGAACCCCAAUUCCCUCACUUCGAACCAGAACUCAACCUCCAGCUCUCUCUGGGUGGCCCUUACAAUGCCGUUGUCAGCGAAAAGUCUCCAUUAAUUAACUACUUUUCUCUCAUCUCAGACGAUAAUGGCAGUUCCUCCUCGGUGCAGACUAGGGAAGAUCAGACAAUGAGGAGAAUCGAUGCCAUGAAAUGGCGGUCGGAGAGCCGCCCAAUGGGUGGUGGCGGAGUUUCCCAGAGAGAGAAGUCACAGGCGGUGACGGUGGCGGCGCCACCUCCUAUAGUCCAGGCUUGGGCUGCUGAAUCGGCUUCGAAGAACACUGCGCUCCUUCGUGCCAUCCAAACUAUCAACACUGAGGGCCGUGCCCCUUCCUAUCUGUGCCCUUCAUAUCCGACCCCUUCAAUUCAAGGUCCUCGUAAUUUAGCUGCAGCGAAGGGCCCUUCUGAUCCUUAUUCAGGUCAGGUCUCCUCCCGUGAAAUGGAAGAUGGAAAAUCAGUUAACGGUCUGAUUUACUUGCCGAAACCUGUAGCCACCUCAAGCACGGUGCCAAAUGGAAAACCAAUGGAGCCUUCCAAAAUUGAGCUAGGGAGUCCAUCAAAGAAGGCUAAAUGUUGCAACCCUGAGAUGCCUGAAUGCGGGAUGGAGUUGAUAAAAUCAAUGCCCACCGUAACUACUACUGGAGGUGACCCGAAUGGCAGAAAAAUUGAAGGGUUCCUGUUUAAGUACAGGAACGGGAAAGUGUGUAUUGUGUGCAUUUGCCAUGGAAAGUUUCUCACUCCGGCAGAGUUUGUGAUGCAUGCCAGUGGCGCUGAGGUGGAGAACCCGAUGAAGCAAAUUAAAGUCGUGGCAAACUCCAUAUAA
Messenger RNA from Ilex paraguariensis (yerba mate), 963 nucleotides. Lineage: Eukaryota; Viridiplantae; Streptophyta; Magnoliopsida; Aquifoliales; Aquifoliaceae. The record is from the annotation of a GenBank genome assembly.